Messenger RNA from Aspergillus oryzae RIB40, 1395 nucleotides. RefSeq names its product NADH kinase POS5. Gene Ontology annotation, biological process: NAD+ metabolic process; NADP+ biosynthetic process. The record is from RefSeq and is a predicted model, not a curated record. The transcript is spliced from 2 exons. NCBI's taxonomy places the organism in Eukaryota, Fungi, Ascomycota, Eurotiomycetes, Eurotiales, Aspergillaceae. Gene Ontology annotation, molecular function: NAD+ kinase activity. The coding region runs from base 1 to 1395 and encodes 464 amino acids.
AUGCAAGCGACUAUUCUUCGGACGCAAUCAUUUCGGUCUAGGAUUAGCAUACACAAGUACACACCAUGGAGGCGACCCUUUUCAUCUUCUCUUUGCCGCAGGGAAAUCAGAAAUAUAGAGACGUUACCUCAACGUCUACUACCUAAAUACGAAGAAUCUUGGGAGGGCGAUCUCCUCUCUCUUCAAUGGCCAGCACCCCCUCGAAAUGUCUUUGUUGUGAAAAAGGACUGCGUGCCAACAGUAACGGAAUCACUAAUUGAAUUUGCGAAGUACGGGAGCCGUCUUGAUACCUUAGAGAGCACAACUGACGGCUUUUUGUCUAGUCAUGUAACAUCUACGUAUCCAUCUAUCGCCCUGAUCCUAGAGCCGAAGACUGCCGAAGAAGUACAUUCAAAAUUUUCUUUUCCUAUCUACUCAGCUCCAUUGAGCAGGCUAGCCUCCGCGCUACAUAGUAAGGCGGACCUUACGGUUACUCUUGGCGGGGAUGGAACUAUUUUGCAUGCUUCUUCCUUAUUCGCUACAUGUUACAAUGUACCCCCGGUGCUUUCAUUCAGCAUGGGUACACUGGGUUUUUUAAGCGAAUGGAAGUUCGAGGAGUACAAACGCGCAUUUCGUGAGGUAUACAUGUCCGGUGCGGGAGUAGGGGAUCGAGCUCCUAUGUUAGAGGCAUCGAGGUGUACUGUGACGGAUUAUCAAGCAGAUUCUGAGGCAGGCCCUACAGGAUGGUCGUCGGUUCGUGGGAAAUCAAUGGGCUCGAGCCGUGGAGCUCGUAUUUUGAUGCGAAACCGCUUAAAGGUGGGGCUUUUCACCACUGACGGGAGACCUGUUCACCAAGACCGAAGUUCAACUUCUAUACAGAGUACGCUGAGCAGCCAGGGAGUAUAUGUAUUGAACGAAGUGCUCCUCCAUCGUGGCAAGGAGCCGCAUCUUGCGGUAGUGGAUGUUUAUGUCGGAGGACGAUUCCUUACUGAGGCAGUGGCGGAUGGGAUCAUCAUCUCGACGCCCACGGGCAGUACCGCAUACAGCUUGAGUAGUGGUGGCAGUAUUGUGCAUCCCUUGGUGCCUUCGGUUCUACUAACCCCGAUCUGUGCCCGGAGUCUAAGUUUCCGGCCUUUGGUUCUACCAUCCAGCACACCGAUUACGCUGAAACUGAGUGAAAAGAAUCGGGGCCGUGAAUUAGAGAUGAGUAUUGACGGGGUUAACAUGGGUCAGGGAAUGGCAGUUGGCAUGGAGGUCCGAGUAUGGAAUGAGGAGAUGCGACAUGGCAAAAAUGAAUGGCAAGGAGGAGUGCCGUGUGUGAUGAGAAGAAUUAUGGGCGGUGAAGCGCAUGACGGAUGGGUUGGCGGUUUGAAUGGGCUGCUCAAAUUUAACUACCCCUUCGGUGAAGAACCAUGA